Ascoidea rubescens DSM 1968 is the source of this 597-nucleotide messenger RNA. RefSeq names its product EF-hand. Gene Ontology annotation, cellular component: cytoplasm; myosin II complex. Gene Ontology annotation, biological process: mitotic cytokinesis; actomyosin structure organization. NCBI's taxonomy places the organism in Eukaryota, Fungi, Ascomycota, Saccharomycetes, Ascoideales, Ascoideaceae. Gene Ontology annotation, molecular function: myosin heavy chain binding; calcium ion binding; cytoskeletal motor regulator activity. The record is from RefSeq and is a predicted model, not a curated record. The transcript has 2 exons. The coding region runs from base 1 to 597 and encodes 198 amino acids.
AUGACAACAGACAUUACAGAUAUCUAUUCUCAAUUAUCACAAGAACAACUUACUCAUCUUAAGGACGCAUUUUCAGCAAUAGAUAAUGACAAUGAUAGCUUGAUUACAGAAAAAGAUUUGAUUCAUACUUUUAAACAGUUGAAUAAACCUAUUAACAAUGAAGAAAUAAAUAAAAUGCUAUCAUACUCAAAUGACAAGGAAAUUACUUUUGCCACAUUUUUAAGCCUAAUGUCUUCUCAAUUGGGCGAAUUAUCAUCAAGGGAAGAGUUAAUGAAGGCCUUUAGUGUUUUCGAUAUAACUAGUGAAGAUAAUACUGAUGUCUUGAAUUCUAAAGCAAAAGGCCACAAGAAAACCCUCUCAUCAAUAUCUAAUAUGAUAUCAACAUAUGAUAAUUUGGAUGAAGAAGCGGGUUUUAAAGGCAAUGAAAAAAGGAAAGAAUUAAAACUAGAUGUAGAGGAUUUAAAAGAAAAUUUGAGAAUAGUUGGAAUGAAAGAAAAAGAUAUCGACAGUGCUUUAAAAGGAUUUAUUAAAGUUGAAAUGGAUGGUACAGAGAUAUUUUUGGCAGAAAGGUUUGUUAAUACUAUAAGAGAUGACUAA